Ficedula albicollis (Collared flycatcher) is the source of this 824-nucleotide messenger RNA. Its product is annotated as actin-related protein 2/3 complex subunit 4. The record is from RefSeq and is a predicted model, not a curated record. Gene Ontology annotation, biological process: Arp2/3 complex-mediated actin nucleation; actin filament polymerization. Gene Ontology annotation, cellular component: Arp2/3 protein complex; actin cytoskeleton. Gene Ontology annotation, molecular function: actin filament binding. The transcript is spliced from 6 exons. NCBI's taxonomy places the organism in Eukaryota, Metazoa, Chordata, Aves, Passeriformes, Muscicapidae. Bases 1 to 741 code for a protein of 246 amino acids.
AUGGCGGGGGGGACCGCGCACCGACUGGGCUCUGGGGGACCGAUGGGCGCACGGGGGAGCCGGGGACAGGGGAAGCCGGCAGGGAAGGGAGUAGAGCUGGGGACGCUCGGAACCGGGGCCGGCGGAGCGAGCGGAGCUGAGGGGGCUGCGGGCUGCUGGUCGAGGGCUGGGGCAGGGGGCGAGACCCGACCCCCGCACUGUGGUCGGGGGUCUGACGCCGCUGCCGUGUCCCCGCAGACUGCCACGCUGCGCCCGUACCUGAAUGCGGUGCGCGCCACGCUGCAGGCCGCGCUGUGCCUGGAGAACUUCUCCUCGCAGGUGGUGGAGCGGCACAACAAGCCCGAGGUGGAAGUCAGGAGCAGCAAAGAGCUGCUGUUGCAGCCAGUGAUCAUCAGCAGGAACGAGAAGGAGAAGGUUCUCAUCGAGGGCUCCAUUAACUCCGUGCGCGUCAGCAUCGCAGUGAAGCAGGCUGAUGAGAUCGAGAAGAUCUUGUGCCACAAAUUCAUGCGCUUUAUGAUGAUGAGGGCUGAGAACUUCUUUAUCCUGCGCAGGAAGCCUGUGGAGGGUUAUGACAUCAGCUUCUUGAUCACGAACUUCCACACGGAGCAGAUGUACAAGCACAAGCUGGUGGACUUUGUCAUCCACUUCAUGGAGGAGAUCGAUAAGGAAAUCAGCGAGAUGAAACUCUCUGUCAAUGCAAGGGCCCGCAUCGUGGCAGAGGAGUUCCUUAAGAAUUUUUAGGCCGUGGUGCAGGACCCCGUGGCUCCCCUGUGCUUGUGCCCACAACAGGGCACUGUGCCUGUGCCUGCUCCCGUUUCUCGGAG